AUGGCAUUCAAAAGUAGCAUUCAGAUCAGCUCUAUUCUUCUCUUCAUCUGUUUUGCGACAUUUUCUUUGACAACAAAAGCAUGUCAACCAACUGAUAAAGCAGCUCUGCUCGAUUUCAAGAGUUUGAUCAACCAAGAUCCAACUAAAUUGUUGAAGACUUGGAAUGCAUCCACCGAUUGUUGCAUCCAGUGGGAAGGUGUUGCUUGUGGUUCUAACGGUCGUGUCGUGAACUUAACACGCCCUGGAUUGUAUUCCACUGAUGAUUCCAUCUUCGAUACGUUCAUGAACGGAACGAUUUCUCCGUCUUUGGGGAAUCUUGAGUUUCUUCGCUUCUUAGACUUGAGUAACCUUAAGCAGUUAGUGGGAACAAUUCCUCCUACACUUGGAAAAUUAUCACACCUUACUGAUUUUUUCCUUGAUACCAACCAACUGGAGGGUCAAAUUCCUGCCUCAUUUCAAAGACUUACGAAACUCAGAAGGAUGUACCUCAGUGAUAAUCGUCUAUCCGGGCCAGUUCCGACCUCCAUGCUCCUACAAAUGUCUUCGCUUUCAGAACUAGGUUUAUUCAAUAAUCGGCUAUCUGGUGGAAUUCCAUCCUCAAUCCAAAACUUAGUUUCAUUAACUAAGAUUGAUAUCCAUGGGAACCAAUUCUCAGGUAGUAUACCAAGUACCAUUGGUUCACUCAAGCAGUUGAACUAUGUAGACUUAUCGGCGAAUAAGUUUUCCGGAAUCAUUCCUCAAUCCAUUGGAGAACUAUCCAAACUUAACUUACUCUAUCUCUUCCAAAACAAGCUCUCCGGAAACCUUCCAAGUUCAUUCUCAGGGCUCAGCUCUCUUAAAUUUUGUCGGCUAGAAGACAACAAACUGACAGGUGGUUUACCUUCGUCCAUCGGUAAAAUGACACUCCAACGGUUAGUCCUCGAUAACAACAUGUUAUCAGGCGAAUUACCUGCCAGUAUUGGUAAUCUUACAAACCUUGAUAAUUUAAGCUUGAAAAACAAUGGAUUUACAGGUAAUAUUCCGUCGAGUUUUAGCAACCUCAAUGUUUUAACUCUUGAUCUGUCACACAACAAGUUGACAGGUAAAAUCCCUCCAUUUAAGAAUGCAUUUCCCGCAUCUUCUUUUGAGGGUAACUCUGGCUUGUGUGGUUCUCCACUCCCUUCUUGUAAAACUGCCUAGUAACUUUAUAUCUUUUAUGUAAUUCUGUUUUCACUCAGUAAAACGCAAUAAAUUUGAUUUGCUGAUAA
Papaver somniferum (opium poppy) is the source of this 1247-nucleotide messenger RNA. Its product is annotated as receptor-like protein 53. Gene Ontology annotation, molecular function: protein binding. The transcript has a single exon. The record is from RefSeq and is a predicted model, not a curated record. Lineage: Eukaryota; Viridiplantae; Streptophyta; Magnoliopsida; Ranunculales; Papaveraceae. The coding region runs from base 1 to 1179 and encodes 392 amino acids.